AUGCAGAGAUCACUAGAUUCGGCUACUUUAGCCCAGUGGACCCAGGAGUUGAGGACGGAUCCCACUUACCAACUUUCCUCCACCGUAUUGAAAAACGGUAAUGCAGAUGACUUGCUGCUUGAUAAGCUUCGUCUACUCCAAAUAGAUCAACCUGUUUAUAACAUUACUGUGACAGACUUAGAUAAAGUGGCACCCAUUACUAACCAGAAGGCUUCUGGGAGAUGCUGGCUAUUCGCUGCUACUAAUGAGUUACGUAUUAAUAUUGCGAAGCGUUUGAAUUUGAAAGAGUUCGAAUUGUCUCAAGGCUACCUUUUCUUCUAUGAUAAGCUUGAAAAGGCUAAUUAUUUCCUAGAUCAGAUAAUUGAUACAUGUGAUGAGGAUGAGGAUUCAAGACUUGUUCAGUAUUUAUUGAGUGCUCCCGUACAGGAUGGGGGUCAAUAUUCCAUGUUUUUCAACUUGGUAAGAAAAUAUGGGUUGGUUCCCAAGGCUAUCUAUGAUGAUAGAAACUACUCUAUAACUGCAUCAAGGAAAUUGAAUGGCCUUUUAACUACCAAAUUGAGGGAAUUUGCUGAAGUGCUAAGAGAUGCCAUUGCACAGAAGAAGGAUGUGGCUCCCCUAAGAAAUUCUAUGCAAAAAGAAAUUUAUAAAUUAUUGUCCAUGUUCUUAAAUAUCCCAUCAGUGCAACCCAAUGAAACCUUUAAAUGGUCUUACACUGAUAAGGAUAAGAAAGUACAAACUUUGGAAUGUACUCCUUUGGAAUUUGCCUCAAAGCAAGCUGGUUUAAAUUUACAAGAUUCUUUGAAGACUCCUGUAUCCUUAAUUAACGAUCCAAGACAUGAGUAUGGGAGAUUAAUUAAAAUUGAUCGUCUAGGAAAUGUCAUUGAUGGUGAUGACGUUUUAUACUUGAAUGUGGAUAAUGAAACAUUAUCUAAACUGGUCGUCAAGAGAUUACAGAAUGACAAAGCAGUGUUUUUUGGUUCUCACACUCCUAAAUAUAUGAAUAAAGAACACGGAAUAAUGGAUAUACAAUUAUGGAAUUAUGAAGCUAUUGAUUAUAAUUUGAAUCAAUCUAAAUCUUCAAGAAUUAAAUACCAUGAAAGUAUGAUGACCCAUGCUAUGUUAAUUAGAGCUUGUAACGUGGAGGAAGGUGAACAGUUACCUUCCCGUUAUUGUGUUGAGAAUUCUUGGGGGAAAGAUUCAGGAAGAGAUGGGCUUUACUUAAUGACACAAGAGUAUUUCGAAGAAUAUUGCUUCCAAAUUGUCGUAGACUUAGAUGAAUUACCAAAGGAUUUAGCUGAAAAGUUCACAUCAAAAGAGGAGAAACCAAUUGUUUUACCAAUAUGGGAUCCGAUGGGUGCUCUCGCAGAUUAA
Molecule: messenger RNA, 1371 nt
Organism: Naumovozyma castellii
Lineage: Eukaryota; Fungi; Ascomycota; Saccharomycetes; Saccharomycetales; Saccharomycetaceae
Gene: LAP3
Product: bleomycin hydrolase
Exons: 1
Coding region: 1-1371 (456 amino acids)
Source: RefSeq, a predicted model, not a curated record